Alosa sapidissima (American shad) is the source of this 1044-nucleotide messenger RNA. Its product is annotated as transmembrane emp24 domain-containing protein 6-like. The coding region runs from base 163 to 909 and encodes 248 amino acids. Gene Ontology annotation, biological process: endoplasmic reticulum to Golgi vesicle-mediated transport; intracellular protein transport; Golgi organization. Gene Ontology annotation, cellular component: endoplasmic reticulum-Golgi intermediate compartment; Golgi apparatus; endoplasmic reticulum. The transcript is spliced from 4 exons. The record is from RefSeq and is a predicted model, not a curated record. NCBI's taxonomy places the organism in Eukaryota, Metazoa, Chordata, Actinopteri, Clupeiformes, Clupeidae.
AUAUGUUCUGGGACGCACACCAACUACACACUCAGUGGAGUAAGCUCCAACUUCCUCUGGAUUGUACCGAGGAGUGGUUUUUUUUUGUAACUAUUACCAUAACUGCAGUUAACACGUGCCUCUUAGCUAGCAUUGGGUUGUUUUUUUAAAGCCUAAUCAAUAAUGUUAGGGGGAGCGUUCUUUCUGGUUCUGUUGCUGGUGCCCAGACACGGUUCUGGAGGAGUGGUGAAGGACCCCCAACCGGGCUUUUCCGAUCAGGACCUUUUCUGGGGAUCUGACCAGUACGACUUUGCCAUCGUGCUGCGCGCCUCUGGCCUGGAGUGCUUUUGGCAUAUGGCUCACCAGGGAGAGCAGUUCUACUUCAACUACAUGGUCCAGUGGGUGACUGGUGUGGCCAACGACAGACACUUGGCAGUGACCGUCAACUCCCCAUCGGGCUACCUAGUCGGGCAGGCUGAUGAGGCCAUAGGGGAGAUCAAAUUUGAGGCCAAAGAGACCGGAUUUUAUCAGAUGUGCCUCAGCAACUUCCACAACCGCUUUGGCAGCCUGCAGGUAUUCUUGAACUUUGGGGUCUACUAUGAGGACUCAGAACAUGAGAAGAAACAGAAGGAAAAAGAAAACCAGAAGAAGGAAGAGGACAUGAAAAACUUAAAUAACACCCUGUCCACCAUUGAGGAAAGUUCUCUCAAGCUGCAAAGCUACGUGUUCCACAUGUGGCGUCACUACAACUUUGCCCGCAUGCGUCAGGGGACGGACUACUACAUCCUCCUGUCCAACUCCACCUACGUGAGCUAUUGGUCUGCAGCGCUGAGUGUGGUCAUCAUCCUGUCCGGUUACCUGCAGCUGUUCUCCCUCAAGAGGCUCUUCAACACCAAAACCACAACAGAAACAGAGAAACCUCGCUGCUGAGCCAAUGAGAGUACGAAGGAGAGAGAUCUGUGCGUUGUAGCAGUGAUGUCUAUGUGUGCAGUCAAGGUGCAGGUCACGUAAUAGAGGGCAAACUUGCUAACAUGUCUGUCAUGUUUUGUAUUACAGAUUUUAAUA